AAGCUCGUCUUUCAUCACAUGCCUGUCUCGACCACGCUCGGCCUCUUCCGGCCGGCGGGAGGGGGCGGCGGCGGCGGCGGCGGCGGCGGGAGCGGCGGCGGCGGGGGCGGCUCCGCCGCCGCGAUGCACCUGCUGUGCCACGCCCUGCUCGCGGCCGGCGCGGCCGCAAAACUGAAUCUUCGCGCCGGCGGCGCCAGCUUUCCCGCCGCGAUGUACCAAGACGUGAGCUUUGCCUACAGCUUCCGCAAGCCCGCGAGCGCAUCGGCCGACAUCUCAUACCACUCAGUCGGCUCCUCGGCGGGCAAGCGAUGGAUCAAGGACGGCACCCAGCGGUGCGAAGACGACGUGCGGCCGUGCGUCACGCUCGACUGGGCCGCCUCCGAUUCCCUCCUCACCGAGAGCGACUACGCCGCUCAGCCGGACCUGCAGAUGUUUCCGACUCUGGCCGGCGCCGUGGUGCCAAUCUUCAACCUGCCGAACCACACCGAGGGCGAGGGGCAGGAUUUGCUGCUGACGCCCACGCUGGUGAGCAAGAUCUUCCGCGGCGCGGUCACGCGCUGGGACCAUCCCGAGAUUGUCUCAAUCAACCCGCUCCUCGCCCUCCCCGCGGAACGGAUCCUGCUCUGCGUGCGUGCGGACGGCAGCGGCACGACCGAGAUCUUCAAGAAGGCCCUCUCCGCAUUCGAGCAGGAGUUUAAGGAGCAGGUGGGCGCGGACAGCGGCACACGCUGGGGCCUGGCCAACGUGACGCGCCGCCGGCUCAACAGCGGCGUUGCUACCUAUGUCGCCCACACGCCGUACUCGCUCGGCUAUUCGGUACUCGCGGAGGCCGAGUCGGCGGGCCUCCCGUUCGCCGCGCUGCUCAAGGGAGAUCACCGGGUGCGCGCGUCGCCGACCUCUGUCGCGUACGCGCUCGCCGAGCUCGGCCUCGAGAUCGGCAACGAGCGCGAGGUGCUGACUGCAGACGUCCACAACGCGCUCGGGCUGAUGGCGUGGCCAAUCUGCGGCUACACCUACCUGGUCAUGCGCACCAACCCGCUGCCGGCCGAGGUC
Messenger RNA from Emiliania huxleyi CCMP1516, 1053 nucleotides. RefSeq lists its product as hypothetical. Gene Ontology annotation, cellular component: ATP-binding cassette (ABC) transporter complex. The transcript is spliced from 2 exons. Gene Ontology annotation, biological process: phosphate ion transmembrane transport. NCBI's taxonomy places the organism in Eukaryota, Haptophyta, Isochrysidales, Noelaerhabdaceae. Gene Ontology annotation, molecular function: phosphate ion binding. The record is from RefSeq and is a predicted model, not a curated record. The annotation marks the transcript as partial.